ACAACAAUGGUAGCGUUCACCGUGUACAAGUCGUCCAAGUACCUAUUCGAUUGUGUGUCCUCUACGGACUCAGCGCCGUCACAGCCGUAUCCAACGGUGAGUCUCAAUGAGUUGGAAGCGCUCCGGUAAGUUGUUAGCAGUGGAGAAUUAGGUAAAUAGGCGGAAUAAGACGCGCAAAUUGAUGCUUGUGAUACCGGGACAGUUGAUUUUCAGCAGUGAAGUUGUGAAGUGACACGGCUAACGCUUUAAUUAGUGAAAUACUGGAAGAGAUAUAGGAAGUUUCUGACACUGUGGAUAUAUCCUGCGUCGUAGACUCGAUGCGGUGGACGUGGUCAAGCGCAUGGACUACGCCGAGCUGGACAAACUCAUUGCUUGUUGCAGGCAGCAUCCUCCACAGACGGUUGUUGUGCCAGCGACGCAUGGAGACAUUGUUCCGUUCAAGAAGUUUGCCAAAUACUUGAAAGACCGGCAGCGGGCUGGAGUGGUUAUACUUGUGGACGGGCGUCUCUUGAUUCUGGCGCCGCUAGAGAAGGAUGACUCGCGACUGCGCUGUGUGGUCGUGAAGGCCAAGUCUACUGCGGAGACUUCAAGCGCAUUACCGUCCAAUGUGACGAGAAUACGCGUUGAUGAAGUAGCUUCUGUUCGUCCACCACAAACUCAACCUUCCAUUGCUCUGCCGGAACCAGAAAGUGAGCAACGUCAACGUAGUCGAGUUCGCUCUCACAAGCGCGGCCGUGCGCAGCUAGAAGGUGUACCAGAUACAGCGCGCGACAGCUCCUCGGCUGAAUCAACUCAGAGCAACCAGGUCGAUGCAGCAACUGUACCGAAAGGAAAGGUGGAUAUGCUAUACAGUUUGUCGCGGAUUGAACGGGCAACAACAAUCGCCCAACUCCGGUACGUGAUCAAGAUGUCGUGUCGGUGGCAUAGCAUUUACCUGCUUUUAUUCACGUCUUUAGGCACAAGUAUGAGGAUUUCAACGAGCACUACUACAAUGUAUUACGGGAAUGGAGCAAGUCGGAUCCUGACUGUUGAAUGGCAUGAAAAGGCUAGAACAUUAACAAAGUAAUGUAAUGCAACGAGAGGUCAGUGUGAUAUUCACACACUGUUGGUUACAUUCAUGUGCAAUUCUCCUUUUCUAUCUCAUGGGCAUCGAUG
Messenger RNA from Phytophthora nicotianae INRA-310, 1155 nucleotides. RefSeq lists its product as hypothetical. The record is from RefSeq and is a predicted model, not a curated record. The transcript is spliced from 4 exons. Bases 341 to 1066 code for a protein of 241 amino acids. NCBI's taxonomy places the organism in Eukaryota, Oomycota, Peronosporomycetes, Peronosporales, Peronosporaceae.